CUUAGAUCACUGAUUUGCAUGACGGGUUUGUUUAACAUUGCUUAACCAUUUUAAUGGUUAGCUACUGUUCGAACUAAAAUGGCUAAUGAGCUAGCUAACUUUGACACAUAGCUAGUUAUUUGGUAGCUAAUGGGACAAUGUGCCUCUAAACUUGAACUAGCCUACACCCAUUUGCUGCAGAAAAUGGCAGCUUAACGUUAUAUUCAACCAGCACAACUUUGUCUACUUCAGCCUUUGUAAUUGCAGUGUAACGUCUAAGUAAUGCAUAGUGCAUUGCGUAGCUAGUACUACUGAGAUAAAUGGAUAGUUAGCUAACGCUUAGUUGAACCAGCACUAAAUGAUGAUUUUGAAUAUAUAUUUUCUUUGUUAACAGAGGCAAAAUGCUGUUGCGUGUUCAGCUCGGGGAAGAGCAGAAAUACGUCAAGCUGUCUGAGCUGACAUUCAAUGCUUUCUUGAAAGAAGAUACCUCUCAUUCAUCAUCAUGCUCGGGUACAUCUGAUGACACCAUCAUUCUGAAUUUCACUGUGUGUGACGAUGUUGAAGAAGUAGCGGCUGGCGAAGGAAGCCAGCCUAAAAGGCCAUGCCACAUAAACUAUGAGGCAAAAGCACUGAUUGAAAAAAUCCUAACAUCAAAGCCUGGUGGUGAACGCAUUAUGCAAGAGUAUGGAAAAACCAAAUCUCUGACAGAUGCCACCAGAAGACAGAUGAUCAACAUACUUGCUGCUGAGAUGACAGAAACACAUGGGACAUCCCCCCAAAAGUGUCAGAGUGAUGUAUGCACAGGGGAUAGUAGCUUUGUUUCCCUAUCUAGAAGACCCAUACUCACAACAUGGAUAUUUGGUGGGCCAGGCCGUGAUCGUCAGCCCUUCACCUAUGACAGACAGCCAUCUGAUGAGGAUGUGGAAGCAGCUAUUGCUGUUUUGAGACACUCUGCUGAUGAAAACACUGUCCGUGAGAAGAUGAAAAUGACCUUCAUAUAUCGGCAAGCAAUGGUCAACGAUGAAGCCAAAUCAUCAGAUGUCUUCUCGGUCUUCCCAAGAUUUCUGGACACACCAGGACUGAUAGAACAAGAUUUCAGACUUCUGUUUGGUGAGGCCACAGCCAACAAAUUCUUGGAGAAGUGGCCAACCACUUUCAAAGCAAAAGUAAUAAAGGAAAGCCAUGGACUUGUAUCCACCACAGAACUCUUGGAUUUGAUGCGCAAUGCUGAGUCAGCUGCUGAUGUUGAGAAUGGCUGGGACAGUGACAUGUCUGCCAUCUUGCUGCUGCUACAUUUGCUACCACCAUCUGCACAAGGUAGAAAGAGGCCGGGAAAGAUGUCUGCAUAUCAAGCUGUAGAUCAGCUCAUCAGAUUUCAAAAGGUUGGAACCAGUGUGCAGCAGCAUCUUGACAACAUCACCCAAAGCAGUCAGCCCUACCUUCUCGCCCAGGGAUCCACACAGAGCAGCAUUCACUCCUACUUCAUUGUGGUUGACAAGCAUGCUCUUCCAUGCAAGGCAACAGGUUCAGUAGGAGCUUUUGGCGAAGUCUUUAAAGCCCAUUACGUAUUUGGUACGUCAUAA
Molecule: messenger RNA, 1562 nt
Organism: Coregonus clupeaformis (lake whitefish)
Lineage: Eukaryota; Metazoa; Chordata; Actinopteri; Salmoniformes; Salmonidae
Exons: 8
Coding region: 381-1562 (393 amino acids)
Source: RefSeq, a predicted model, not a curated record